UUUCGCUUCGUUCGGGUGUGCAAUAAAGGAGCUCCAGCGUUUCGCACCGUAGCAAGUGAAAUACAGUGAAAUUUUUCAUUUAGAGGUGUAGAGCUGCUUCGCGGACCGGCAAGGAGCCGCCAUAGCACGGAGAUUCAUCAGUUUUUCCCCUGGUGAGUGGAAAAAUCACAAAGUUUAGUGAGCAUUGUAGCGCACAGUAAACAGCAUCCAUUGCUGUCAACAGGGUCACGUUUAGAGCCGUGAAUCUUGUAUGCAAGUCGUAGCCCGUCGGUCACUCUUGUAAGCAAGUUCUCUGCCGUUUGAAUCUACGGUUGGUAUUCUCAUAUCGCCGUUGAGUCUUCGUAUUCCACUGCUAAUUUAAUUAGCAAACGGUUUAUCCAAACCGAAUCAAAUCAUUUUGCACUUUGAAUUUGGUAAUAUCACACGGUACUGGUGUCUUCUGGAAAAAUUCCGCCCCACCAGCGGCGAUGCUGGGCGCGGGCUUUCCCCCACUCCCCGGUGAUCCCGGGGGAGGGCCAUCAAAUAGGAUAGACGGUACUUAUGCUGGAGCAACCCUGCCCAGCUACAUGGACCCAAACGGGGAUCACGGCAAGCUUAUCAUUCUGAAGUUGGAACCUGCGGUAGGAAAGAAACUUCCUGAUCACCCUUUCACACUACGAACAUCUAUUGAAAGGCGCGUUGGUGGCAAGAUUGAGGGAGCAUUCUCCGAGGCACAAGGGCAAGCGUACGCCCUAAAAGUGAGGAGCCAGCACCAAAUGGAGCGGCUUCUUUCUAUGACGGAACUCACGGACGGAACGGCGAUCAAGAUUUCUAAACACCCAGGAUUAAACUCUACGCGGUGUGUCAUCAGUUGCAGAGAACUAGCGAAGAUCGAAGAUGACGAUAUACUCGAGAACCUGGAAUCCCAGAAUGUCAGCGGUAUUCGUCGAAUCACCAGAAGAGUAGGGGAUGGAAAGGAAAACACGGCCACAGUUAUCCUGACAAUAAACGGCACGACGAUGCCUGAACAUAUCGACAUUGGCUACCGACGAUACAGAACCCGUCCCUACUACCCCGCACCUAUGCUGUGCUACCAGUGUUACAAAUUCGGACACACGCGAACUCGCUGUCAACAGCAGAACACCACCUGCGGAAACUGCGGUCAGCAGCAUGAAGUCGCCAAGGACGUACCCUGCUCCAACCAGACAUUCUGCUCAAGAUGUCAAACAAAGGACCACGCCAUCGGAAGUCGGAAGUGCCCAGUCUACCAAACCGAAGACGCUAUCCAGCACAUACGGGUUAAUCAAGGUAUCCAGUACCCAGCAGCUCGGAGGAUCUACGAAGCGAUGCAAGGGGAAAAAACAUACGCUGGUACCACAGUACAUAGCAAAGAUCAGACCAUCCACGAACUGUCCACGAAAUUUGAAAUCAUGGUAAAGAAAAUGGAGGAGAAGGAUGCUAAGAUCCAGGCACUGGAAAACCAGAUCGCAGUAGGUCCCACGACAACAACUAACUCCGACCUAAACCACCUCCGUAAUCUUGUGGAGAACCUCCAGAAGGAACUUAAAAACAAGGAUGAAAGAAUCCAAGCCUUGGAAAGUUCAUCGAACAAGGAUUCCAGGAUGGAUCUCGUACGGAAACAUGGCACCAUCGAGGACCUUAUCGCCCGAGUAUCAGCCCUCGAAGCGAAAGUAUCCAAGAAAGAUAAGGAAAUCGACGUUCUGAAAUCCGUUAACCAGGCAUACAAACAAGCACUCGAUGGGAAACCCACCCUUAAAUCUCAACGCAAGGAAGCAAAUCCCAUGCAACCCGUCCUCACGGAUAGCUGUACCCCCAACCACAAGGCAUCUAGAAUAGCAACUGCUAUCAAUACCGAUCCUGCCCAAGAAACAAGCAUGACCAUCGAAAAACAAAAUAACGCCCAUCCCGAGCACACAGGUGCCAAGAAGAAAUCACGGAAAACCGUUACCAAACAAAAUAGCGGGGAGAUGGUACCCAAAAGAACGAAAGCCGACGAGCUGACACACCAAACCCAAGCUGAAAAUCUACAUAAGAACGAUAAAGACGAGAUGGAUAACAUUAUGUAUAUUUCCGAUUCCGACGAGGUAAAAGUUCAAGAGCAAGCCCCGCUUGACUUCCAAUCCGUCAUUUCGGAUCUUGACUUUUCAUCGGACGAGAAUAUGCAAAACGAUCAGGACGUGUCCAUGUCCCGAUAG
This is a messenger RNA of Ochlerotatus camptorhynchus, 2195 nucleotides long. RefSeq lists its product as uncharacterized. The transcript has a single exon. NCBI's taxonomy places the organism in Eukaryota, Metazoa, Arthropoda, Insecta, Diptera, Culicidae. The record is from RefSeq and is a predicted model, not a curated record. Gene Ontology annotation, molecular function: nucleic acid binding; zinc ion binding. The coding region runs from base 468 to 2195 and encodes 575 amino acids.